AUGGACGAAUCAACACCUCUCUAUAAUUUCGGAAAUUCUGUGGAAAAAGAUGAACGUUCGGAAGAUGAUGAUAUUGUCAUUCAAUUCGUUCAAUUAAUUUCAUGUUUAUUACUUUCAUGUUUUACAUUAUUUGAUUUAGUUUUGGGGAUUUGGGGAAGUGUAAUUUUUGGAAUCUAUUCGAAAGGGUCCAAUCUGAUAGAUCCAGAGCCAUGUAAUAUGACAACUGCCACUGCUUUAAUAAUGACAUGCUCUGUGUGUUAUUUCUCAUUCUUUAUUUUCAAGAUUAGUUUAGUUUGUUGUCAUUGUUUCGGAUGUAGAAAGAAAAGGAUUUAUCUUGUACCAAGCAUUUGUUUCUUCUACAUUCCUUGUUUAAUAAUUAAUGGAAUUUCGUGUACGAUCUUGGCAUUCAUUGGUGGAAAUAGAAAAUGUCAAGAAAUUCAUGUUCAGGAAUUCGCAUUUUCCAUAACAAGCGUAAUUCUAAUGUCUCUAAUUAUAUGUAUAUGGACUUGUCAAAAUUGUUUAUUGGGUGGAUGUAAAUUAGUUGCCGCUAACGAGGAUUAA
Molecule: messenger RNA, 561 nt
Organism: Naegleria gruberi
Lineage: Eukaryota; Heterolobosea; Eutetramitea; Acrasida; Naegleriidae
Exons: 1
Coding region: 1-561 (186 amino acids)
Source: RefSeq, a predicted model, not a curated record